AUGGCAGCCUCUUUCCGAAACAACUGUCGCAAGAUCAUCUGCAUCGGCCGGAAUUAUGCAGACCAUAUCGCCGAAUUGAAUAACACUCGUCCCAAACAGCCAUUCUUCUUCCUCAAACCAACCUCUUCGCUACUUCUCCCGGGCCACGGCCCUGUUCUACGCCCCAAGGGGGUGAAAAUGCACUACGAAGUCGAACUCGGUCUUGUCAUGGGCAAGACGGUGCGCGAUCUGGACCCGGAAGAUCACAAGACCGCGUUGGAUGCUAUUGCCAACUACGUCCUGGCCAUCGACAUGACGGCGCGCAACGUGCAAGAGGAAGCCAAGAAGAAAGGUCUGCCGUGGUCAAUCGCCAAAGGCUUCGACACAUUCUGUCCCAUAUCGGAACUGAUCCCGAAAUCCGCGAUUCCAGACCCCCACAAUGCGUUUUUGAGACUAAGUGUUGGUGAUCAAGUCAAGCAGGAAGACUCGACGAAUUUGAUGCUGUACAGGAUCCCCCGCCAAUUGGCAGAUAUAUCAAGGGUGAUGACGCUGGAGCCUGGUGAUUUGGUCUUGACGGGUACGCCGAAGGGGGUUGGAGAGGUGAAGGCGGGAGAUGUGAUGAGGGCAGAGAUCGAGGUGGACGGGAAACGCAUUGAAAAGAUCGAGGUAGAGGUUAGGGAUAGAUUGGAGGGGAAGUAUGAGUUUAAGGAGACUUGA
Talaromyces proteolyticus is the source of this 696-nucleotide messenger RNA. RefSeq names its product fumarylacetoacetate hydrolase family protein. The coding region runs from base 1 to 696 and encodes 231 amino acids. Gene Ontology annotation, cellular component: mitochondrion. NCBI's taxonomy places the organism in Eukaryota, Fungi, Ascomycota, Eurotiomycetes, Eurotiales, Trichocomaceae. Gene Ontology annotation, molecular function: acetylpyruvate hydrolase activity. The transcript has 3 exons. The record is from RefSeq and is a predicted model, not a curated record.